AUGAUAUUUGUUAUUCCCACCCAGUUUGUGGGCCUUGGGCUGUUCCAACGCCGCGUCUCAAACUUUGCCUCACAUGUGCAAACCUUCUUCCACCCUGAUGUAGAAUCCUCGUAUAAUCUCCACACCCUCUCCUACGUUCUUACGGUCGAUGGCUUGUUCUUGCUUGCUUUCAUAACGCUUCUCAACGGUGCCAACCCUGAUUCAGGAUUCUCUUACUUAACUGGAAAACUCGGGAUGACCCUCUUCAACGCUGCUGGUUUAGAGCUCACAGAGAAUGCUCUUAUUAGGGAGGUUUUCAAGCUUGAGACCCAAAUUCCCUUUUAUGUUCUCAAGCAGAUCACUGGCGUCAACCACAAAGAAAUUCAAUCAGAUGCUCUACGGGUCUGGCCUUGGGUUCAAACUUGA
Molecule: messenger RNA, 405 nt
Organism: Sphenostylis stenocarpa
Lineage: Eukaryota; Viridiplantae; Streptophyta; Magnoliopsida; Fabales; Fabaceae
Source: the annotation of a GenBank genome assembly